GCUCUCUGUGUUAUUAUUUUGAACACAUGAUUUUAGACACAAACCCGUAUAUGCAGAUUUAUGUAUGGUUUGGUUAAUCAAUUUGGUUGUUUCACAUUUAGAUGCAGAUUGACCUUAACAUUCAAGCGUGUGCUAUUUUACUUUGGGAAAGACUGAGUGUUGAUACAGUCUUGGUUUGCACGUCAUGGCUAGAUCAUUAUCUAAUAUGCUCUUCAAGGGGAUGUCAAGUCUACCAGCUACUAAUUCUCUGAAAACAAUGGUCUCAGGAUCUUUUUGUCGUAAAGGUAUGCAAUACUCCACAACUGUGCCUAAUGACGACCCUGACACGCAUGAUGAUUUCAAACCCACCAACAAGGCUGCAAGUUCCGGCAUUUCUUUAAAGGAUAUUGUUGAGCAGGAUAUCAAGGAAAACCCUGUUAUGAUUUACAUGAAAGGAGUUCCUGAGCAACCUCGGUGCGGAUUCAGCUCCCUGGCUGUUAGAGUGCUGAAUGAAUAUAAUGUUAACGUGGGUGCCAGGAACAUAUUGGAAGACCAGGAGCUGAAGAAUGCUGUAAAAACUUUCAGCCAUUGGCCUACAUUUCCUCAAAUUUUCAUUAAAGGUGAAUUCGUGGGAGGGUCAGACAUCAUCCUCAAUAUGCACCAGAGUGGAGAACUAAAAGACAAACUCAAGGAUCUUACUGCAGAAGACGACACGCAGGAAAAAUGAAGAUGAGCGGAACACUUGAACUUAUAUUUUUAGAUGGUAUAAGUUUUUUCAUGUCCAUUAGAACAAGAGAAUCCCUUUUGUCCUUGUUUUGUAACAAACAAAAUGCAGGUGUGACAGAAUUUGGUCAAUCUGUUUGUCCGGUGAUAGCAAUAAAGCACUGGAAUUCGUUCUUUAGAACCCUGGCUGUAAAUUAGCAAUUGAUUAUAAACAUGAUAAAACUAUGGCAUUUUCGUGGUUCAUCUUA
Papaver somniferum (opium poppy) is the source of this 950-nucleotide messenger RNA. RefSeq names its product monothiol glutaredoxin-S15, mitochondrial-like. The coding region runs from base 185 to 706 and encodes 173 amino acids. The transcript has 7 exons. The record is from RefSeq and is a predicted model, not a curated record. NCBI's taxonomy places the organism in Eukaryota, Viridiplantae, Streptophyta, Magnoliopsida, Ranunculales, Papaveraceae.